This is a messenger RNA of Anopheles nili, 877 nucleotides long. RefSeq lists its product as uncharacterized. The transcript has a single exon. The record is from RefSeq and is a predicted model, not a curated record. NCBI's taxonomy places the organism in Eukaryota, Metazoa, Arthropoda, Insecta, Diptera, Culicidae. Gene Ontology annotation, biological process: proteasome assembly. The coding region runs from base 421 to 819 and encodes 132 amino acids.
AGCGCACCUGCAGGAUCCGUUUGUUGAAGCAAGUAAAAAGUAUUGCACAUUCAUAUACGCACGCUUGGCUCUCUGCAUUUGGCCGAUGUUAAACUAGAUUCGCGUUAUUUUGCUUUUUUGUUUUGGUCAAAUUUUCACCUUCACGCCUGUUUCCGUAUCCGAGCGACGAAAUGGAGUGUUUACCAAUGUGUCUAACCUAACCAAUGCGAUGUGUCUAACCUAACAAACGCAAAGGCGAACGGUGUCGAAUUACCAACAAGCUACUAACCCGCUCGCCCAAGGGCGGGACAGUGUUGAACCAAUCGAUCGGUGUCGCGGUUUGUUUGGACAAACAUCGUUAGACUUCUGUGUGCACGGGCGGGGUGACCGUGGAACCGUAAUAGUGCCAGAAUACCGUGCAGUGCCUCACCGCGUGCCAAGAUGACCGCCGCCAGCACCACGGAACCGUCAGCGUUCGAUCACAUCGAAACCAUUAUCAUCGAGGGACAACCGACCGACAUCGUGUACCAUCGGUUCGCGAACAAGCUGUUCCUCAUCAUCACCCAGCACCAGAAGGUGGCCAACGUGUACACGGUGCGCAGCCAUGCCUACAACGACCUGAGCGGAGACGACAGCACACCCGCCACCGGUGCGAGCCGGAUCUACACCAUCAAGCACACGUUUGGGGCCAGCUCGGACGAGGCGGAAGCGGCCAUACGCUACCUGAUGAGUUUCAUCCCACAAAGCGAAGAGAUCGUCAUCACGUUGGGGCUGAGGCGGAUCGAUAAACCCACCCUGGACCAGAUCGGGGCCCAGCUGAGACAGAUUGUGCUGGGGUAAGGUGAGUGGUGUAGAUCGGGAUGUGAUUUGUGUUCGUCUCGGUGGAGGUUCAUUCUUA